AUGAAUGUGGUUUUGGCCACACCACAUCCAAGGUGUGUCUACUUCAGCUUCUUCUCUGAAAGACUCAACAGACGUACUGAUGUGGUGUCAGUGACCCCGUGGUUGGCACCCAUCGUCUGGGAAGGCACCUUUGACCCUGUGCUAAUCGACAAGAUCUACAAGCCCAUGAACCUCACCAUAGCAACCACUGUGUUUGCCGUUGGAAAAUACGUCAGAUUUCUCCAAGAUUUUCUGGAGACAGCAGAGAAGCACUUCAUGGUCGGCUUCCACGUGCGCUACUAUAUUUUCACUGAUCGUCCCCACGAUGUUCCUUCAGUGAACCUGUCUCAGGGGAGACAUUUGAGUGUGAUCCAGGUCCCGGGUUCAAACCGUUGGCAGGAGAUAUCAGCCCGGAGGAUGGAGUUCAUCCAGACCACCAUCGAACGUCAGAUCAGAAGGGAGGCCGACUACAUCUUCUGUCUGGACGUAGACAGCAAGUUCCACGCUCACUGGGGGUCAGAGUCUCUUGGAAGGUUGGUUGCUGUGAUACACCCAGGCUACUACGAGCAGUCGCGUGACCGCUUCCCGUACGAACGGCGUCUAGCCUCGACUGCCUACAUCCCCAUGGAUGAGGGAGACUACUACUAUGGCGGGGCUAUAAUCGGAGGGUUCGUGGAGGAUGUGUACACACUAACAAAGGUAUGUCGGACCCGGUUUGAGGAGGAUGCGGGGAAUUCCAUCGAGGCUGCCUGGCAGGAGGAGAGCCACCUCAACAGGUACCUGCUCGACAAUAAGCCCAGCAAGGUGUUGUCUCCAGAGUACCUGUGGCAGGACAUCAAGGCAAAAAUCAAACAGGUCAAAGUCAUUCGCUUUUCAGCAGUCAUUAAAAACAAUGCUGAAGUUCGUCCCAAUGUAUAAAAAUAGGUGGUGGCUAUUAGACCGGCAGAAGAA
This is a messenger RNA of Salvelinus namaycush (lake trout), 930 nucleotides long. RefSeq names its product globoside alpha-1,3-N-acetylgalactosaminyltransferase 1-like. Gene Ontology annotation, molecular function: hexosyltransferase activity. The record is from RefSeq and is a predicted model, not a curated record. Gene Ontology annotation, cellular component: vesicle; membrane; Golgi apparatus. The transcript is spliced from 4 exons. Lineage: Eukaryota; Metazoa; Chordata; Actinopteri; Salmoniformes; Salmonidae. Gene Ontology annotation, biological process: carbohydrate metabolic process. The coding region runs from base 1 to 897 and encodes 298 amino acids.